AAAACGAAAAUACUCGAUCGGAGUACUGGAUAAACCACCAACCAUUGCCGUCGUAAUCAGGGAAGGGGAGAGAAGGGGAUGGAGGCGUUGUUGGGGAUGCCGUACGAAGCGGCCGUGCGGGUGGCACUGGCGUCGCUGGAGCGCAAUCUCCUACCGGACGCGGUGGUCCGGCGGCUCACGCGCUUGCUCCUCGCCUGCCGCCUCCGCUCUGGCUACCUCCCCUCCGCCGACCUUCAACUCGCCCACCUCCUCGACUUCAAACGCUCUCUUGAAGACAUGCCUAUCGCUGUGGAAGCUGAUAAAGCCAAUUCCCAGCAUUAUGAGUUACCUACCUCAUUUUUCAAGCUGGUGUUAGGAAAGAAUCUCAAAUACAGCUGCUGUUACUUCCAAGACAAGUCGUGCACAUUGGAAGAUGCUGAAAAUGCAAUGCUUGAGCUAUAUUGUGAGAAUGCACAGGUUAAAGAUGGGCAAUCUAUCCUUGAUCUAGGAUGUGGCUGGGGAUCCCUUUCUAUAUAUAUUGCAAAGAAAUAUCGAAAUUGCAGUAUUACUGGGAUAUGCAAUUCAACAACACAAAAAGCUUGUAUAGAGGAGCGGUGUAGGGACCUUCAGCUGUUCAAUGUAGAGAUUAUUGUAGCAGAUAUUAGCAAAUUUGAAAUGGAGGCUACUUUUGACCGAGUUUUAUCAAUAGAGAUGUUUGAACACAUGAAGAACUAUAAAGAGCUGCUUAAGAAGAUAUCAAAGUGGAUGAAGCAGGAUAGCCUACUAUUCAUUCAUCACUUCUGCCACAGAACAUUUCCUUACCACUUUGAGGACAAAAAUGAAGAUGACUGGAUUACAAGAUACUUCUUCUCUGGAGGGACGAUGCCUUCUGCAAACUUACUUCUCUAUUUUCAAGAUGAUGUCGCUGUAGUCAAUCAUUGGCUUGUGAACGGGACACACUAUGCACGGACAAGUGAAGAAUGGCUUAAGAGAAUGGAUCAGAGCCUGGCUUCCAUAAGGCCAAUUUUUGAGACUACUUAUGGAAAUGAUUCAGCUACCAAGUGGAUUGCUUAUUGGCGAACAUUCUUCAUUGCCGUGGCAGAACUCUUUGGGUAUAACAAUGGAGAAGAGUGGAUGAUCGCGUUAUACCUAUUUAAAAAGAAAUAGAGAUGUGAAAGCUUUCCAUAACUAACUUAUUGGCCCUCCAUGUAUCUUUGUUUCCAUUAUCUGUAGCAUUCGUGAAAUUGUCUGCUAUCCUUUGUGGCUGGGCAGCUAUUGGUGGCUUGAAUUGGGCGUUUGUGAAUAAUCAAAAAUUUAACGUAGAUUGGCAAAAUAAUGUUAGUGUUUUCAAACUUGAUAACGUCCUAAA
Messenger RNA from Elaeis guineensis (African oil palm), 1348 nucleotides. RefSeq names its product (S)-coclaurine N-methyltransferase. Lineage: Eukaryota; Viridiplantae; Streptophyta; Magnoliopsida; Arecales; Arecaceae. The record is from RefSeq and is a predicted model, not a curated record.